ACUCAUUCAAAAUCCAAUUCAAAAGCAGUUUUAAUGACAUUAAAACUGCUUCAAAUCCAAUUCAAAAUGAAUUCAAAAAUUCCGAAAUUUCAACUUUGGGUGUCAGUGUGUCAUACAUUAUUUGAGAAAAAAAGAGUCCUGUCCUUUCGUAGUUGCCACAUCACGGCUCUGGAGCUGCGGACUUUCGUCUGUUUCAGAGCAGAUCGCUGGCUGUGGGCGAUGUUUUUUCCUGCUUGUUUCCUACCUGCACCCGCUAGAGCGGCGUGGUUGCAGGUGUCCGUAGCAAGCCUGCGAGUCAUUUCUUGAACACAGCAGAAGACUGCGAACGCGCAUACGGCCCAGCCGCAACCUCCGAAGCGUUGUGGCCGAGUUAAAAACCCUGGCGGCAAGGGUGGUGGCCUUGUUGCUGGAGAAACUGCUAUUGAUGACGCGAACGAAACGCGUGCUCCUCUUCCUGACGUUGGGACCGAGAACAUGAUGGUUGGGAAUGACAAAACGCAAGAGCAGGUAAAUGAGUUAGAGUCUUUUGAUUCAAAAAUGAUGCAUAUAGAUAUACGACUAGACACAGGCGCAGGUAGAAAUAUUACUAGACCGAGAUGCAGCGCUACAGCUGCAUAUUGAUAGCCAGGCGCGGGCAUUUAUAUUUUUUUUCGCUUCUAGUUGUAUAUCGCAGCUUCAAUUUCUUUUCAAUUUGUAUUGCGAUUGCUGCCAUGCAUCGCUUCACUUCACGUGCGCGCAGUCUGGUGAUUCAGUCUCUUUGUUCUGUAUGGCGCAAGCUUGACUUGAUGUGUAUGUGUGUGCCUCUGGUCGAUUUCGGAAUCGGACGUCCUCUCGAAUACAAAAGCACUAAUACAGGUACUCGCACCGAGAAAAGCAGGCCACGACCCAUCGGUGUUGGAACGAACGCUAGGCGAUGAAAGGCACCGGCCUGCCGCCAGCGGGCCGGUGCCUUUUCUCAUCAGUUGGCCUCCGAGGCUGCUGGCGAAUUUAGGCUGGCCUCCCUUCCUGUUUCUGAAAAGUUGAGCGGUUGGCAGGAAGACGCAACUUCUGCAACAUGCACAGAUGGAAAGAUGGGGACUUCGGGCGAGCUCUUCACCCAUCGCGAAUUGCGCCUGGCUACUCGCCUUGAGCAACCUACUUUGACGCGUCAACCUCUUCAUUUUUUCGGUGAAGCAGAGCGCGCCAGUUUGGAUGGUUGAAGUGCAUCCUCCAGCAGCGAUAGCUCGAGCGAUUGUAGCUAGGAAGUGGUCGCGUGUCUCAUUGCUUUCCAAAUGGUUCAUCGGCACACAAAAACGACCAACACCCACCCACCCCAAUGCAAAGUCUGAAACUUUUGAAAUUGGUUUGAAUUGCGUCAAGAACGAAAUUAGCGCCCGUUUGCUUUUGAGUUAAGCGAGCAGAUUUUUAACCUCGUCCUCGUUCAAUGUUCUCGUUUCGACUCCUCUCAUUUCGACCCCCGUGCAAGAGUCUCCUCUCAUUUCGACUCCUCUGUUGAACAAAUAGGGUUGUAGUCUCGCGAGUUUCCCUCGUGAGUGUGCAGGUAUACUACAUGACUGCGCAGGGACGGGACAAGCGGUAGACCGGUGAUGGAUGGGCAGCCGUGGGUGCUGCCGGGCUCGACGACCACCUGCUCAGCUCCGAGCGUUGCCGUGGUGCUGGACAGUAGUCGCCGCGGUUUUAGUUGCAGAAGCUGCUGUUGUAGCUGCAGGAAGAGCACCGCGCAAAGCUAGUAGUUAGAAGUAGAAGCAAAAGCACCAAAAGCAAACAACAAAAGUAGUCUCAGG
Messenger RNA from Amoebophrya sp. A120, 1784 nucleotides. The record is from the annotation of a GenBank genome assembly. NCBI's taxonomy places the organism in Eukaryota, Dinophyceae, Syndiniales, Amoebophryaceae.